Teleopsis dalmanni is the source of this 4700-nucleotide messenger RNA. RefSeq names its product homeobox protein homothorax (gene hth). The record is from RefSeq and is a predicted model, not a curated record. Bases 2698 to 3504 code for a protein of 268 amino acids. The transcript has 7 exons. Lineage: Eukaryota; Metazoa; Arthropoda; Insecta; Diptera; Diopsidae.
AUUUUACUUUUUUUUUGGUUUUUUAUUUGCUUUUCAUGGCAUUUGAUUUGUGUGUGCGCGCUUUUGUGCUAACAAAACACAUGCAAUUACAAGAACAACAAACGCACACAUUCGUUGGCUUGUUUGUGUGUGUUGUGCUAUUAUUUACCCCCGCCAAGUUUAGUUUUCGAAUUGAUUGACAAGCCCAGUGUGUAUUUGCCUUCGAAACGCGUACGACGUGUUGUGUUGUGUAGAGAAAGAAAAUAAACGCAAUAUUUUCACAAUAAUUUUUUAUUCAAAAACCAAUAAUAACAACUAAUAAAAAAUUAUUUUCUACCUAAGUAAUUAUUCAAUAAAAAAAAAUAAAUAAAAAACGUACACCGUCGUUAAAAUAUAAAUAGUAAUUAUUUUUGUUUUUAUUAUAUAAGAAAUUAAUAAAAAAAAGGAAUUGUUUUUAUUCAUUAAAAAAUACCUUUGGAAACAUUUAAAAUACUUCGUCGCCAUGUACUGACUUUUUAGUAGUGUAACAUUUUUUCAUAUUUUACGUGCAUUGUUAUUGUUGCUGAUCGUAGUAGUAGUCGCCGUCAGCCGUGAGCCGCAGCAGCAGCAGCAGAGUUGGCGGUAGCAGCAACAACAGCAAGCCGCAGCAGCAGCAGCAGAUUCAUCAUCAUCAAAAUCGUAGUCAACAACAUUUUGAUUGCAACGAAAUUUCAUUUCCAAUUCGUAAGCGUGUGCGGAAAAUACGUUACGUGGAAAAUUUCGGCAAAAUCGCAAUAAACCAACAAAAUCGCUGUAAACAAAAAGUUUUACGAAUUUUACGUUUUCUUGCAAAAAGCCGCCGUUAGCGGCGAUUUUGUGAAAAUAAAAUAAAUAAAUAAAUAUAAAUAUUUUUUCGUUAAUAAAAAAAGCAAAGAAUAAAAUAAAUUUUACAAUAUAAAAUUUAAAUUAAUUUUGUUGCAAUUUUUUUUUAUAAGAAUUUUAUUUUACGCGGGCUGCUGUUACAAUUUAAUAAUUUCUUGUCUGUCUGUCAACUUUCAUUUGAUUAAUUGCAUUGCUGCCGCUUUAAAAUUUUAGACAGCCAUAAAUUUGCCGCAGCAUUAUAAUUUAAAUAAAAGAACAGCAAGAAGAAGAAGAACACAUCAUAUUUCUACAACUGAAACAAUAACAAAUCAUAAAUCACGGCGAGAAAAAAAUAAAUGUGAAUAAAAAUUUUUUUUUGUUGCAAAAACUUUAAAACGGUAAACUUUAAAACGUUUCACGGCAAAUUCAACUGCAAGCUUUGACUUGCACUUAAGCCUCAGCCACAAUUGAACUAUUUAUUCUCUGUCAAAGCCAAAAAUUAUUGUCAAAUUGAAGCCUCCACAGUACGCAACUGAAACGCGUCGGUAAUUGAACGGUGCGCGGCGUGUCGUGUUAUUUUCGGUUAUUUCUUCUAUUUUUCAAUAAUUGAAUUGCAAAAAUUGCAAACAUUUUCUCAUUUAUUAAAUAUUCUAUACUUAGAAAAAAAUAAAAAAAAAGCUUAAAAGAAAAUCACUCCUUUUCCAUAGUAAAGAAGAAGCUCAAGCUGCAGCAAAAGCAAAAGCAGAAGAAGAUGAAUUAUUAGUAGUAGUAGAAGCUGUGAUAUUUGAAAGCAUAUUUCAAGCAACUUUUGUAUACGAGUAACAAAUGCAACAAAAACAACAACAAUUGAAACUACAACAACUGCAACUACAACAACACAUACAAUUGAAAUGCAAUUGGCAUCAUAAAGUCAAUGCUAAAAUCUUAGCCAAUUAAAAGAAAGAAAAUGGAUUUAUGACAGCUGCUGAAGGAGUUAAGCAACAACAACUAACAAACAAACAAACAAACAAAAAACAAAAACAAAAAGAAAAUAGUAGCAGCUAAGCAAGUAACAGAGAACAGAGAAGAAACCCCACAAAAAAGCAGCAGCAGCAGCAGCUCUAACUGAAACUAUAGCAGUAACGGUUUACCAGAAACAAUAACAAUUUACAUACGAUUGUAUACGAUUUUCAAAAACAACUACAAAAACAACAACAACAAACACAUAUAAAAACUAAAAUCUAAUUAAAAAAGGAAAAUAAAGAAUUAACAAAAAACAACAACAAAAAAGAUCUCCUUACUCUUAAUCAUUUUAAAUGUAAUGUAAAAAAAAAAAAAGAAACACCUUAAGAAAUUAGUUAAAAAAAGCAAAUAAGAACAACUCAAACGCGUCGCGGUAACGGUUAUGAAAAAUAAUAUGUAAAAAAUUAAAAAAGAAAAAGUUUAAAUAUAUAUAAUACAUAUAAUAUAUAUAUGAAAGUUAUAUACAUAGAAUCUAAAACAAAUGUGCCUGUGUUAAUGUAAAGAAAGCAAAAGAAACCAACCAAUGCAAAUUAUGCACUAAGAAUAUUUCUUUCAAUAAAACAAAACAAAAUUUUCAAGCAAAAAAAAAAAAAUUAUUUAAGCAAAAGCAAAUAUUAUUUAAAACAAAAAAGAAAUAUAAUAAAAUCACUUAAACAAAAACCAAAAUUGUGCAAAUUUGCUUGUAAAAUUUUACUAAGUCCAAGCAAAUAAUUUGUUAUAAAUUUUGCACAACGGAAACGUCCUGGCAGAGGAGCAGCGGCUGGAGGAGUCUCAGCUAAAACCCGCAACGUAAGGCAGCGGCAAAUUAAUUUUGAUUGAGUUUCUGUGCUUACAAAAGUGGCACAAGUCGGGUUGGACGUCGUUCCUCGAGCAUUAAUGGCUCAACCUAGGUAUGACGAUGGCCUGCACGGCUAUGGUAUGGAUUCGGGUGCUGCCGCAGCUGCCAUGUAUGAUCCACACGUUGGUCACCGGCCGCCUGGAUUACAAGGCCUACCAUCACAUCACUCACCACACAUGACACAUGCGGCUGCAGCAGCGGCAGCAACAGUUGGCAUGCAUGGCUAUCACACUGGUGCUGGUGGCCAUGGUACACCUAGUCAUGUAUCACCGGUUGCUAAUCAUUUAAUGGGUGCAAUACCCGAAGUGCAUAAACGUGAUAAGGAUGCGAUUUAUGAACAUCCACUAUUCCCCCUAUUGGCGCUAAUAUUUGAAAAAUGUGAACUGGCCACAUGUACGCCUAGAGAACCUGGUGUGCAAGGUGGUGAUGUUUGUUCGUCAGAAUCAUUUAAUGAAGAUAUAGCAAUGUUCAGCAAACAGAUAAGAUCACAAAAACCCUACUACACAGCGGAUCCCGAAGUCGAUUCACUUAUGGUGCAAGCAAUACAAGUACUUCGGUUUCACCUCCUAGAAUUAGAAAAAGUACAUGAAUUAUGCGAUAAUUUCUGUCAUCGAUAUAUCUCAUGUUUAAAGGGUAAAAUGCCAAUAGAUUUAGUGAUUGACGAACGGGACACCACCAAACCACCAGAAUUAGGUUCAGCUAAUGGUGAAGGAAGAAGUAAUGCCGAUUCGACAUCGCACACCGAUGGAGCUAGUACACCAGACGUUGACAAUAGCAAUUCACAAUUCUCACCUUUGGAACAAACUUACCGAAAUUAUCGUAUUAAGAAUGAAGCGGACUUUUAGUGUGUUUAUAAGGUUUUUUAAAAAUUUAAAUAAAAUUUAAAACCAUUUUGUAUGAAGUCUUUAUGUAUUUUAAAAAAUAUAUGGAGUAUAUAAAAGAAGAUAAGUGUUUGAGAAAAGUGAAAAAAAAAACAAGGGAAGUAAUUUUGAAAAAAAAAAACACUGAAAAAAGUACUGAGAAACUAAGACUAAGGUAUUGUCGUUGUGAAUAGUAAAGGACUAACAAAAUUUUGGAUUGAUUAUAAAGCUAUAAAGAUUUUAACAAUUAAUUAACAUUAUCUAUUAGCUAUUAAUCAGUAAGUUGCAUUAACAAUUAUCCUAGUAUAUAGAAAAUAUGCAAUAUUCUUGUUAUUCUGUAAACAAUAGCUAUUUAUACAUGUAUAUAUAUAACAGUUGACUUGAUAUGCCUCAUGUUAACUAACAAUUCUUUGUUACUAAUUCUUCUUACUAGCUCUUAUUACUCUCCCUAACAACUAAUGGAAAUCAGUCUUACUGAUUUACUGAAUAAACAAAAGAGAUUAUAUAAAGUAACUGCUCUACGGAUCCACAGCUUAGCACAGUUAGCCUAGAGCUUUGCAUAAUUAGUGAGGCUUAAUAUAUUCAGAUAUAGCAAAAGAAAUAGUUCUAUGGUACUAGCUUUCUCUGUUAUAAAAUUGGCCUAGUUACCUGUAAACUUACAAUUCAAUGUUAUUAAAUUUGUUGUUUUUAUUAUAUUCAAUAUAUUUUAUUAUUGUUUAAAAAUAUGGUCUAAUAGUGAUGUUAGCAACCAUAUCUGUGUCUUCCUUGCUAAAGUUUUCAGGAUUUCUACUGAAGCCAUUUAUGAAUGUAUACUUUAUUAAAAAUGAUUUUUAAAUCGACUUUUAAUGUCAACUUUUUUAGUACUUUACUAUUUCACUAAACGAACAACAGAUCUUAACCAUAUUUUAUAAUACAAGAAGUCUCUUAGUAUUUUGAACUCUCUUCGAAAAGUGUUACUUUCCAUUCAAAGCUCCUGCUAAUAAAAUAACAAGAACAAUUAUAGAUAAUACAUUUUUCUAUAAUGAUUUAAUAAAAAAGCAAAAAAAAAAAACAAAUAAAAAUGUGCUUAAAUUUUACUACUAAAUUUUAGUAAAAAAAAAAGUAGUAAAAAUGCAGCAAUGCAGAACGAUAUACGUAAUUUUUCUUUAAUGACUGAACAAGUUGCAUACGAAAUAUAUAAU